Molecule: messenger RNA, 524 nt
Organism: Sceloporus undulatus (fence lizard)
Lineage: Eukaryota; Metazoa; Chordata; Lepidosauria; Squamata; Phrynosomatidae
Product: dolichol-phosphate mannosyltransferase subunit 3-like
Exons: 2
Coding region: 127-408 (93 amino acids)
Biological process (GO): GPI anchor biosynthetic process
Cellular component (GO): dolichol-phosphate-mannose synthase complex; endoplasmic reticulum membrane
Source: RefSeq, a predicted model, not a curated record
CCGGCCCGGCCUCCCUCCCGGCGCCAGGGGCGAUGACGUCAUCAUCACGGGCGCGUCCGGGAGUGAUUGGGCGGAUCGGUCUCUGGAGCCGCCGGAGGAGCGCUUACAGGCUUGACUCACACCGCAAUGACAAAACUCUUGCAGUGGCUCUGGAGCCUGGGCCUCCUCGGUGUUGUCUGGGCAACUCUCACACUGGACCUUUUGGGACUCAGUCCAUUGCCCCCGCCCUGGUACCAAGUCCUUUGGCCACUGCCUACCUAUUUGCUGGUGGUGUUUGGCUGCUACUCACUGGCUGUUGUUGGAUACCGGGUAGCCACUUUUAAUGACUGCGAAGAAGCCUCGCUGGAGCUACAGGCACAGAUCCGGGAAGCCCGGGACGACCUGGCCCACCAUGGCCUGAAGUUCUGAUCUGGCUUGCAGUAAGACUGGGUGCUGAGCACUGCAGGGAAGGGGCUCCCUCCAUCCCCUGAAGAAAGAUUCAGAAUAUCUUUGCUGGAGUAGAUAAUAAAGAGAAUCCGACCAUG